AUGGAGAAAUUAUUUAGGAAUCCAGAAUUGAACGUUAGUGUGAGAACUGUGAGGUGGGGUGAGGGAAUACUAUUUUAUGCAAAAGAUGUGGCGGAAUCCCUAGGGUACGCAGAUCCAAAAAAGGCAGUUCAGAAACUAGUUAGGAAACAGAAUAAGGUAAGCGUAGAGGAGCUCCGCAUGGGGGGCGAAUCACCCCUCUUCGAAAAAUGUCACCCACAAAUGAUCCUGCUAUACGAACCAGGCUUGUACCAGCUAAUAUGUAGCUCAAGGCUUCCAAUAGCAGAGGACUUUCAGGAUUGGGUAUUCAAGGAAGUCCUUCCAUCUAUCCGUAAAACUGGCUCAUACAAAUUACCAGUUUACUGUAAUCAGAUGAGAUUAAUUAAUGAGACGGACCUUCAUUAUGCUGUUGUAGAAUUUAUUAGGGGGUACCACCCAAAAGCUCUAAUCCAACCGGGACUAGGAGAGUACCAGGAUACAUCACAAAUACAGACACUUAUAUCUAACGAUUACACAAAGAUAGUGCUAGAUAUAGAGGAGUACUUUAGGGUCGACAAAACAAAGAAAUUCCUAGAUGAAAUAAAGAAUCUUAAGAUAAAGUGUAAGACUCUUAAGGCCAGUCAGUGUGAGGAAGUUGUAAUUCGACAAAUUGGUUACACAGUAGGUAAGUACUAG
Paramuricea clavata is the source of this 672-nucleotide messenger RNA. The record is from the annotation of a GenBank genome assembly. NCBI's taxonomy places the organism in Eukaryota, Metazoa, Cnidaria, Anthozoa, Malacalcyonacea, Plexauridae.